UUGUUUACUUUUUCAUGCAGGUAUGUGAUGGAAACGAUAAGGAUGAACACUGAUUUGCAAACGCAGCCUCUCUGCUUAUCUAUGAAGCCAAAGUACGUUGAUUCUACUCUGCGGAAGCAAGUUGAGAUGACGAAACAGUUUCAACAUGAAAAUGAACCCGUACUCUACCCUCGCAUGAACAAGUUUAAGGCAGAAAUUCUUACUUUCAAAAACUCAAAGGACAUCGGUGAACCGAAGCCCCGAAUCACGGACCCCGCUGCGGAAAAUGGACACCGCGAUUGCUACAGCAGACAAACAUCGAGCGAGUCAAGCUCGCCGGCGGGAAAUCAAGACAGAGAGUCCGGCCAGUCGUCGAUCGAAUCUCCAAUCUCUAUGAAAGGCGAAAGUGGAUGGGGAAGGCAACAGGAAACAAACAAAACUAAUUUCAAUCACAAGACUUUUUCAACUUCCCCAUCAAGUUCAGGAAGCAAAGAUCUUUGGCGGCCCCCAGUGGAAGCCUUAAAUUCAACCGGAAAAGUUGGCCACGUCGAACCCCCGCGUCAAAAACGUCCGAAACUUUCAACCCUCGGUACAGCAAUGAUGCCGGAAUGGAACAAUUAUGCGCUGCAACAAUUAAUCGCAAAAACUCAACUCUUGAGGUUUCCCACUAUCUACAAUGCGCAUGCGCAGUGGCAGCAAAAUGUACAGCAGAGCACGUACGAAAAUAACAAAGUCCCUCCCCCGCAAAUGAUGAAUUUACAUCACUUUGCGCAAGCUCAAAAUAUUUCUUCGUUCCUUCGAGCCUUUCCAUUUUAUUCAGGGUUGCCAAGCUUAUUGAAACACCGUUCCCUAAUGGGCGAUAACGCUACCACCAACGCCGUUCUUAACCACAAACAACUUGUCGAGAACAUACGGGAGCAUCACGCGAAAGUGACAUCUCAAGCGCCUAUGUUGGGCAACUUAUUUUUCCCGAAUACUUUGGGGACAACUGCGAGUAAUCCACAACCGCCGCCAUUUAUGAGCCAACCAAACUGUUAUCAUUCAAAUGAACAGUUUACGUGUGGACAGUGCAACAAAGACUUUACUACAGCGCAUGGAUUAGAGGUCCACGGUAGACGAGCGCAUUCAGGUGAUCGAACAUUCAACUGUGACGUUUGCAGCAAAUCCUUUGGCCAUGCUGUAACUCUGGGUCAGCAUAAGGCAAGCCAUAAUAGGGAAAAGGUAUUCGAAUGCCAUAUCUGCCACAAAACCUUCAAACGUUCGUCUACUUUAUCCACCCACCUCCUAAUACACAGUGAUACUCGUCCCUUCCCAUGUCCUUACUGUGGGAAGAGGUUUCACCAAAAGUCAGACAUGAAGAAACAUACCUUCAUACAUACAGGUGAGAAGCCGCACAAAUGUCGUAUUUGUGGAAAGGCCUUCAGUCAGAGCUCCAAUCUCAUUACUCACAUGCGAAAACACACGGGUUACAAACCCUUUGCCUGUGAUGCUUGCGACCGCGCUUUCCAAAGAAAAGUUGACCUUAGGCGGCACAAGGAAUCACAGCAUAACGUUAAACAAUAAGGUGUAGAACUAUUCUUUUGCUGUUGGUCUUGAGACGUUAAAUUAGCGCUGCCGUGUCGGAGUAUUUUUGGCAAUCAUUUUCGAAAAAGUAUGCAUUAAAGGCAAUGCAAAGAGCGACUUUUUAACGAUGGUUUAUAUUUACUGCUUUUGGCCAUGCUGGUAUUGCAUGCUUAUAAAAGUAAAUACCUCUAAUUUACUGUCAAAAGCGCCAAGUUUGAAAAAGCACAAAAUAUUAACGCCUUAUUGGUUGGGUACACCACAUAACUUAAAACUGCUAUGUAUUGAUUUUACACUUUUGUUUUUACAGUUGCCACAAUUUUCGGUGUUUUUUGAUGGUGUAAUUAUUUUGACGUUUUAAUUAUGUGCAAAAAAGUUCCUUUUUGGUCACG
Messenger RNA from Ciona intestinalis (vase tunicate), 1931 nucleotides. Lineage: Eukaryota; Metazoa; Chordata; Ascidiacea; Phlebobranchia; Cionidae. The record is from RefSeq and is a predicted model, not a curated record.